AUCUCAAAAGGGAUCAGGAAGCGUGCCUACGUCUUCAUAUAUUUACAGUUGUGAUAGGUAAACAGUUAUCAUUCACGGGAUAUACAUCGCACAAAAACACAUUGGUGGUUUAAAAGAAGAAACAUGUUUACGAAAGGACGGCGAUCGGCCUUAAAGAGAAGGGAUGAAAAUAUUAUUCGGACGUUAACUUAUCAUGAUUCUGACGAAGGUGAGCUUAGCCCCAGUGAUGGCGAUUUUGUGCGGUGUGGCAAUUUGUUUUCGCCUUGUCGAUAUAAAUCUAGUAGGAUUGACGAACAGCCUUCGGAAUUUAUUGAAAUCGAUUUACCAUCUUCACCAAUGUCUAGUCCAAGAUCAUCAAGAAACGUUAUUAGGCAUAUGAAACGAUCACCUAUUCAGUUUACACUCGACGAAGGAAAUGAGGGCGAUGUUGACGACGACGAGCAGAGGGUCCCAGCACCUGGAACGGCCAUUGAAUCGCCAUGUCCGAACUCUCCACCACAUAACAGAUUACGUGCUCUUAGACUUUUCGAUACACCACAUACGCCAAAAUCAUUACUUCAAAAAGCCAGGAGACGACGAUUAACGGAUGAACGAAUUGCAAAAGAGAGAAAAAGACUAACGCCACCCUCGGAAAAUCGUGUGGAAGCGAAUUUCAACCCAUUCACGCCAAAUAACAACAGACCAUUGACUUUAAAUAACUCCAUGAAACGCAACAGAAACCAGAUGGAAAGAAGUAUAUUGGAUGACUCGACAGAAGAUGAAAUUGAAGUUGACAUGCCCUCAACAAAAAAAAUUGCAUUACAUGAGAUAAACACGUCCCGGUACAAUGAGGAGUUCCAUGAAGUGUGUAAGCUUGGUGAUGGAGAGUUCGGCAGUGUCUACAAAUGCGUUCAUCGACUGGACGGUUGUACUUAUGCCAUCAAGAAGUCUAAGAUGCCUGUCGCUGGAAGUGUAUACGAGAGGAAUGCAAUGAACGAGGUGUACGCCCAUGCGGUAUUGGGGAAACAUCAGCAUGUUGUGCGGUACUACUCAGCUUGGGCAGAAGAGGACCACAUGUACAUACAAAACGAGUACUGUAAUGGUGGCAGUCUGGCAGAGGUGGUGGAAGAAGAUAAGCGGACAGGAAGAGUGAUGAGCGAGUCUGAACUGAAGACCAUUAUGUACCAGGCUGUCCUAGGCCUCAAGUACAUUCACUCCCAGAACCUGGUGCAUCUGGACAUAAAGCCUGGCAACAUCUUCAUCCACAGAAACCCAAAGUUCCUACAGUCCCCUGAGAGUGGCAUGGAGUCAUGUGGAGAGGAGGACGAAGAGGAGGAGGAGGCAAUCAUAUACAAAAUUGGUGACUUAGGCCAUGUGACGUCCGUGACCAACCCCACAGUGGAGGAUGGAGACUGCCAUUACCUCCCAAAAGAAAUCCUCAGUGAAAACUUUGACCACCUGUCAAAAUGUGAUGUGUUUUCUCUGGGUCUGACCAUGUACGAGGCAGGUGGUGGACACAACCUACCCCGCAAUGGCCCACAGUGGCACAGUAUUCGUGAGGGAAAACUUCCCAGUCUACCACACAUGUCACCUGAACUCAACCAACUCCUCAAGAGCAUGGUUGACCCUGAUCCUCUGAAGCGACCAAGUGCAGCAGCUGUAGCCUCCAGUCUCAUCCUGUGUCCACAAUCCACCAAGUCACGAGCACAACUUCGACGGGAACUCAACGAAGAACGCUUCAAAAACCAGAUGCUCUCAAGAAAACUUGUUGAAGCCACACAGUGUCUCACGAGAAUCACACCUACAAGUUUCUCCGCCAACGUAAGCAGAAGUCGUCGUCUGGUCGGCAACAAGAUGAAGAGGAGCAUGAGUUUGUCUGCAUUCUAAUCGCGAGAGAAAUGAAAAAAAAAGUGCAAAAUAUUUGUGUAGUUAUCCUGCAUGGAAACUUAAUAUAUACUGUGUACAUACCAAUAAUUCUGUACAGCCACCCGGCCUAGUCGGGUAGGAAGGAACUCAUAUAGUGCACUAAAUAAUGUAUGAUAACCAAUGACUGAAGCGGGACUUCUGUUUGUGAUAUAUGUGACGAUAACGCGAGAAGUGUAACUUCUAUACUAUUGUGAUAUGACUUGGAGGUAUGGCGAUGAGGGGAAGAUUUGCAAACGCGGACACUGUGGGAGGGGUGGGGACAGAUUCGAUGCAUGUAUGCAUUUUUCAUAUAGAAACAGUUUUGUGAAAUCUGUUUCUUUGUUUCUAUACAACAAUUUUCAGCACUGUACGUUACACUGCCUAUCUUAGUCAUGCUGCGUUUUGAUUUUUUUUCUGUAAUCUAUAAAUAUGUCGUAAUUAUCGAUUCAAGGUAUAGGCCAAGCUAAAAAUAUCUGUCCAAUCUGAAACUAUCCAGAUUCAUAUUAUAUGUCAACCUUUCUUACUUUUUUUGGUUAUUAAUAAAAAGAACUUACAAAUAAACUGUCAUUGCAAACUAUUAUUUUGUAGAAGUAAAAUAAGUGUAUUCACUAUGAUGUACCGGUAUUUGACAUUUGUUUAUGCGUCCUAAAAUUAAAAGAUUGGAACAGAGAAAGGAACAUUUUUUCACCUGGUCUUAUGCCCGACAAUUUGUUAAAUGUGUUUCAUUCAUAUCAUCAUGCUUACACUCAAUUUGUUGACGUAUCAUAUGUGGAUAAAAAAGGAAUUGUAUUACAAGCAAGUGGUUUAUAUACUUCUUUGUUUUACAAAAUUAUUUACAUUUUAUUAUGAAAAUGCUAAUUGAUUGUCUAAAACACCAACAUCUGAAAAUGGUUGAACCUACUGUAUGGGCAUUACAAAAUUUUAAUAUUGUUUGGCACCUUUGGUUGAUUUAAAUCGCUAGAAAAACGUAAACAUAAAAUACUGUUUCAUCCCGUCCUGACAACUAUAUUUGUAGUAGCUGUUUUAUCAGCAUUGCUCUCAAUAAAAAGAACUUGACUUUGUAGCAUGUACAUUAAAUUUAUUGAAAGAUCAUUUUUUGGGGAGAGGUGGAAUUUCAUUUUUCAACCUGGCCAAAUGGUAUUUUCUUAUUUUUAAAGGACACAAAUCUACUACAAGGUCCAAAUUUGAUAGUUCAAAUUUUGCUAAAUGACACUUUUUCGGCAUUGGUUUUGUCAAAUCAAAUAAGUUUAGAUUCUAAUGGUGUAGAAAAUUUUGAUUGAAAGCGCUUCUAAAGAUCUGUAUCGGUUUGCUGAUACUUUUGUUUCAUGAGAGGGUACAAGUAUAAAAAUCUGACAUAACAGUUGUGGUAAUAAUUUUCUAUGAUAUUGCACGUGUACAUACUAAUUAGUGUCUCACAUGUAGCAAUUUUAUAACUUCACAUCUCUCACAUUUUUGUAAAAUGAUACUGGAUGCAGAAACAUUUAUUGAUUGAUUUCUUUGUGUUUUCAUGCAUGUUUGAAUAAUAAUGUUCUGCUUCUUAAACAAUUGGAUUAAUUUCUACGACUAACACAAAUGUGUAACAACUAUUGGAUAAUUAUAAUUAUGACAGAUUUGCUUGUGGAGAAAAAUACUACAAUUUUUGUUGUAAAUAUUUACCUUUAGAGUAUCCACCAUUGAUCAUCUUAUAAUUUUAUACAAUCAAUAAUAAUGCUAUUGCUGUAUAUUGUAAUCUUUUAUAUCAUUUCAGGUUUAAUAAUGGCCAGUUAGUAUCCCUGUUAUUAUGUAGAUCAAAGUAUUAUCUUGCCUUUAUUUAAAUUAGUGUCUUUUCCUCCACAAGUAAAACUGCUAUUUUCCUUGGAUUGUUUUCUUACUGUUUCUGUGUACUGAAUCACAAUCUUUUCUGUCAAAAUUAUCAAGGUGCUGAAUGUAACUUUUACAAAAUAAAAUUUUAAUCUUAG
Mizuhopecten yessoensis (Yesso scallop) is the source of this 3842-nucleotide messenger RNA. RefSeq names its product wee1-like protein kinase 1-A. The transcript is spliced from 8 exons. Gene Ontology annotation, biological process: mitotic cell cycle; protein phosphorylation. Gene Ontology annotation, molecular function: ATP binding; magnesium ion binding; non-membrane spanning protein tyrosine kinase activity. The record is from RefSeq and is a predicted model, not a curated record. Gene Ontology annotation, cellular component: nucleus. Bases 124 to 1866 code for a protein of 580 amino acids. NCBI's taxonomy places the organism in Eukaryota, Metazoa, Mollusca, Bivalvia, Pectinida, Pectinidae.